Messenger RNA from Fundulus heteroclitus (mummichog), 676 nucleotides. It is a transcript of the gene rpl11, whose product is annotated as ribosomal protein L11. Gene Ontology annotation, biological process: translation. The coding region runs from base 84 to 620 and encodes 178 amino acids. The record is from RefSeq and is a predicted model, not a curated record. The transcript is spliced from 6 exons. NCBI's taxonomy places the organism in Eukaryota, Metazoa, Chordata, Actinopteri, Cyprinodontiformes, Fundulidae. Gene Ontology annotation, cellular component: ribosome; cytosolic large ribosomal subunit. Gene Ontology annotation, molecular function: RNA binding; structural constituent of ribosome.
UUCCGGGGAAUCAGUUUGAGGUAACACAGUCGUCUAUAAAUCCAUCCCACCGGAAAUGUCUCGUCCUCUUCAAGUGAUCCAACAUGGCGGACCAGGGCGAGAAGAAGGAGAACCCCAUGAGGGAGCUCCGCAUCAGGAAGCUCUGCCUGAACAUCUGCGUGGGUGAGAGCGGAGACAGGCUGACCAGAGCCGCCAAGGUGCUGGAGCAGCUCACCGGACAGACCCCCGUCUUCUCCAAGGCCCGCUACACUGUGAGAUCCUUCGGCAUUCGCAGGAAUGAAAAGAUUGCUGUCCACUGCACCGUCCGUGGAGCCAAAGCAGAGGAGAUCCUGGAGAAGGGACUGAAGGUCCGGGAGUACGAGUUGAGGAAGAACAACUUCUCCGACACGGGGAACUUCGGCUUCGGCAUCCAGGAGCACAUCGAUCUGGGCAUCAAGUACGACCCCAGCAUCGGCAUCUACGGACUGGACUUCUACGUGGUUCUGGGCCGACCCGGCUUCAGCAUCGCCAACAAGAAGCGGAAACGGGGCCGCAUCGGCGCCAAGCACCGCAUCCGCAAAGAGGAGGCCAUGCGCUGGUUCCAGCAGAAAUACGAUGGCAUCAUCCUCCCCGGCAAGUAAAGGAGCUCCUCUUGGUCUUGUUUGUAACUACAUAAUAAAAUGGUGGAAAAAAAAAA